AUGUUUAUUAAAGUUCAAUUCUUCAUCUUCGUUCUAGGGAGCGUGCCUUUCAUAGCACUUGCUGAAGAAGCAAGCUCAGUUCUAGAAGGAGAAGAAAGUGCAACGAUUGAUUUCAGAGACAGAAAUGACACAGAAUUUGAAGAAUUACCAACCCUGUUGCCUGCAAGACUAAAUGUAACAAGUCCCUGGCUGUAUGGAGAACUGAUGACUACAGACAGUGCAUCUGCCCCACAUGAAGACAGUGUUAAUUCUACUGGUUACAAAGAUAACACAGAAAAUGUUGAUGGUGGACUGAGUAGGGAACCAGAGAACACUGAAAAAGGUGGUCUGGAAACAAUUGCACUGGUUGGAAUAAUUAUUGGAAUCAUAGUUGCAGUUGGAAUCCUUGCAGGAAUAAUCAUUGCUGUUGUAAGGAAGAUGUCAGGCAGGUACUCGUAA
Nipponia nippon (crested ibis) is the source of this 438-nucleotide messenger RNA. RefSeq names its product podoplanin (gene PDPN). NCBI's taxonomy places the organism in Eukaryota, Metazoa, Chordata, Aves, Pelecaniformes, Threskiornithidae. The record is from RefSeq and is a predicted model, not a curated record. Gene Ontology annotation, biological process: positive regulation of platelet aggregation; cell migration; cell adhesion. Gene Ontology annotation, cellular component: apical plasma membrane; lamellipodium; basolateral plasma membrane.